CGGGCCUAUUUUAUUUAUCUAUCUAAGCUUUCCACGCAGACAGAAAACAUUGUGCACCGUCCGAGAGUCCCAUACCGAUUCCUCUUUUCUCGUCAACGAUACUACUGACCAAACCAUGCCAACAUGGUGCUCCCUACGCACUCCAAGCCCACGGCACCCGUGCUCUCCCACUUCCACCUCGGCGGCAAAACCGCCCUCGUCACCGGCGGCUGCCGGGGCAUCGGCCUCGAAGCGGCGCGGGGUCUAGCCGAAGCGGGGGCCAAAGUAGCCAUCACCUACAGCACCACCGACCCGGCCGAAGCCGACAGAAUCGCCGCCUCCCUCUCGAUGUCGAUCUCGGCCUCGGCCUCGGCCUCGGGUACCGGGAUGGCCGCCGUCGUCCGGGCGUACCAAUGCGACGUCACGUCACGGGCCGACGUCGAGGCCACGAUGGAGAAAGCGGCGCGCGAGCUGGGCGGCGGCCGGCUCGACAUUUGCGUCGCCAACGCCGGGAUCGCGGCCCACAUCCCGGCGCUGGAGUACGACGAGGAGGCGUGGCGCCAGAUGCUCGAUGUGAAUUUUCACGGGGCGUUCUGGACGGCGCAGGCCGCGGCGCGGAUUUUCGAGCGGCAGGAGAGAGAGGAUGGGGGGAGCGGCGGUCGCGCGUCUAUCAUUUUCACGUCGAGCGUCUCGGGGAUCCUCGUCAAUGUGCCGCAGAAGCAGGCUGCUUACAACGCCAGCAAGGCGGCUGUCACGCACUUGGCCAAGUCUCUGGCGGUUGAGUGGGUCGAUUUUGCGAGGGUGAACUGUAUUUCUCCCGGGUUCAUCUCCACUGACAGUGAGUAAAAGUCGGCUGGGCUGUCCCUGACUCCCUGUCCCCGACUCCCUGUCCCCGACUCCCUGUCCCGACUCCCCAUUCCCUCAUGAAGGGUUCGCAGGAACUUAUUCCCAAGACCAGCUCCCUGAGACCGUCUGGCGACUAAAAGGAUUUAUAAUUAGUGAUUUCUACGCUCCCCAGCGAAUGGAGGACGAAAUGGCAUGAUAUGGUCCCGGCGGCACGCUUCUGUGAUCCGGCCGAGUUGAAGGGCGCCUAUGUCUUUUUGGCCAGCGAGGCCUCCAGAGCGUAAUCGUCGUUAUCAGGCGCCGAUCUGGUGAUUGACGGAGGAUAUACUCUUCCCUGAGUUGGGGGGAUCGUGGUUGCG
This is a messenger RNA of Sodiomyces alkalinus F11, 1181 nucleotides long. RefSeq names its product NAD(P)-binding protein. The coding region runs from base 124 to 825 and encodes 233 amino acids. Gene Ontology annotation, molecular function: oxidoreductase activity, acting on NAD(P)H, oxygen as acceptor. The record is from RefSeq and is a predicted model, not a curated record. NCBI's taxonomy places the organism in Eukaryota, Fungi, Ascomycota, Sordariomycetes, Glomerellales, Plectosphaerellaceae. The transcript is spliced from 2 exons. Gene Ontology annotation, cellular component: intracellular anatomical structure.